Acytostelium subglobosum LB1 is the source of this 774-nucleotide messenger RNA. RefSeq lists its product as hypothetical. The transcript has 3 exons. Gene Ontology annotation, cellular component: cAMP-dependent protein kinase complex. The coding region runs from base 1 to 774 and encodes 257 amino acids. NCBI's taxonomy places the organism in Eukaryota, Evosea, Eumycetozoa, Acytosteliales, Acytosteliaceae. Gene Ontology annotation, biological process: signal transduction; peptidyl-serine phosphorylation. Gene Ontology annotation, molecular function: ATP binding; cAMP-dependent protein kinase activity. The record is from RefSeq and is a predicted model, not a curated record.
AUGACGCUGACCAUCCACCCAUCCAGAUAUCAAUCAUUCCAAGACGAGAAGAAGAUAUAUUUAUUGUUUGAGUACGUGGCAGGUGGAGAGGUGUUCACGCAUCUUAGGAGGUCGGGCAAGUUCAACGACAACCUGGCCAAGUUCUACGCGGCAGAGAUCGUGCUCGCUCUGGAGCACAUGCACAGACACAACAUUGUCUACCGUGAUCUGAAACCGGAGAACCUGCUAAUAGACCACCAGGGCCACAUCAAGAUCACCGACUUUGGCUUUGCCAAACGUGUAAUAGAUAGAACAUUCACUCUCUGCGGAACGCCCGAGUAUCUGGCGCCCGAGAUCAUCCAGUCGACUGGACAUGGCAAAGCAGUCGAUUGGUGGGCACUAGGCAUCUUGAUAUUUGAAAUGCUCGCCGGAUAUCCACCCUUCUAUGACGACGAUACAUUUAAGAUAUAUGAAAAGAUACUCAAGGGCAGGAUCAACUUCCCAACCUUCUUCGACCUGGACGCAAAGGACUUGAUUAAACGACUGCUGACCGCUGAUAGAACACGCCGACUUGGUGCAUUAAAGGAUGGUGCACAAGAUGUAAAGAAUCACAAGUGGUUUUCCAGUAUCAACUGGGAGAAUUUGUAUAAUAGGACGGUGCCAGGACCGUUCGUGCCGCAGGUACAGUUCCAGGGCGACUCGUCCAACUUUGAGAUGUACGAAGAGGAACCAAUGUGCGACUUCACACCGCCUGGAUUCGUCGAUCCCUACGCCCAACUAUUCAAGGACUUUUAA